GGUCUUAAAAAAUCUCUUAUCAAGAAAGAGCUUACCCAUAAAAUAUUCGAGGACUGUGUUUUAGAAGGGAAAGAGGAUAAGCCACGAACUGCUCAAUUCCUCCGAAGUUAUAGGCAUCGAAUGUACAGGAUAAAACAAACAAAGAGAAGUGUUAAUCUACUAGAUACGAAAUUGUGGAUAGCUCAAGAUAUGGAAACGACAUAUUUAUAUGGUGAUUGCGAAAUUCCAGAAGAAUAA
Dentiscutata erythropus is the source of this 237-nucleotide messenger RNA. NCBI's taxonomy places the organism in Eukaryota, Fungi, Glomeromycota, Glomeromycetes, Diversisporales, Gigasporaceae. The record is from the annotation of a GenBank genome assembly.